GCGUCUGUGGCUGUGAUGGGCCAUGCUAUGGCUUCUGCCGUCGACUUCUUGUCGAAGGAGAAUCCCGAACUGUUGGAGGAAACCUCCUCCUGGACGAUGUGUGGCAAGUCUGCUGUUCCCGCGGGUACCAACGCUGCUCCGGGACGAGACCUGCAUGAACGCCACGUGAA
Molecule: messenger RNA, 170 nt
Organism: Symbiodinium pilosum
Lineage: Eukaryota; Dinophyceae; Suessiales; Symbiodiniaceae
Source: the annotation of a GenBank genome assembly